ACACCCCUAUCACUCACCUCUCUCUCUCUCUCUCUCUCGAUCUUUAACAAGUGAAAAAGUCAGCGCCUUCUUUUGUCUCUCUUUCUUUCUUUGUGUACAGUGAUAGGCAAAAGAAGGAGCACAGAGAGCAGAGACAGUACAGAUUCACAAGCCUUGUCUCUUCUUUAUCAAAUGGAAGACGAUUGGGAUCUCACCGCCGUGGUCAGAGGCUGCUCCACCGUCCCAACCACCACCACCACCACCACCACCAACAAGCCAACCAACGCUUUCAUCACAGACCACUUCCACACAAGCCCUCUCCUGUCUUCAUUUGGUCAACAGGGUUUUGUCUCCAACAACAACACUCAAACCUUCUCUGUUCUUCCUCUCCCUCCAGAUCCCAUUAAACCCACAAGUGCAAUUGAGGAACUGCAUGAUCUUUACAAGCCAUUCUUCCCCAAAUCUCACCAAACCCCUUCUCUUCUUUCUCCACCCCCACAAAUCACACCACAGCCCACUUUCUCUUCCCCUCAACCUCUCCACAGACACCAACAACAUCAGCCUAAGCUUUCUGCUACUAAUCCCCAGCGCUCCAAAAAGAGAAAGAACCAGCUUAAGAAGGUGUGCCAAGUACCAGCGGAGUCUUUGUCUUCUGAUGUGUGGGCAUGGCGUAAAUACGGACAGAAACCCAUCAAGGGCUCACCAUAUCCGAGAGGUUACUACAGAUGCAGCAGCUCAAAGGGUUGUAUGGCCCGGAAGCAAGUGGAGCGGAACAGAUCCGACCCGGGAAUGUUCAUAGUCACCUACACGGCGGAGCACAACCACCCUGCACCGACUCACCGCAACUCGCUUGCUGGGUCCACGCGUCACAAGCCUGUCUCUUCUCCCCAGUCGGGUUCCGUCACGGGCGGUGACAAUACCAAACCCAAGGGCUGCUCUCCGUCGCCGGCCACGUCGGCGGAGGAGGAGCUUGGUCGGAGCACAACAAGGAUGGAAGCGAAAGAAGAAAAACAGAGUCCACUGGCGGAUGAAGACGAAACAGAGUACUUUGGGGUGUGUGAUACGAUUGUGAGCGAUGAUUUCUUUGUGGGUUUGGAAGGUCUCGCCGGAGAUUACUUUUCCGAUCACUUUACGGUCAGCUUCGGCGGCCCAUGGAGUUCUGGUAAUGCUGCCACCGCCGCCAGUAGUAUCUGAUGCUCAUAGAAAAGUCAGCUAUUUGGACAAAUUUUUUUUUUUUUUUUUUUUUUGGGUGUCUUUUUUGGGUUAGAGAGAGAAAGGGGUGUAACUAUGGGUGGAAUCUUUUGAUUUAACAGUGGUUAAUUAUGAGGGUUAUUAGUAGGGUAAAAAGGGGCUUCUAAUUUUAGAUGAAACAUCUUUUCUUUAAUUAUUGGUUUAUUUUUGGUUUGAGACUUUUGGAGUAAAGUUAAUGGUAAUGAUUAACUACUACAAAGAAUAGUGGAACUUUGUUCA
Molecule: messenger RNA, 1449 nt
Organism: Rosa rugosa (rugosa rose)
Lineage: Eukaryota; Viridiplantae; Streptophyta; Magnoliopsida; Rosales; Rosaceae
Product: WRKY transcription factor 22
Exons: 3
Coding region: 172-1173 (333 amino acids)
Biological process (GO): regulation of DNA-templated transcription
Cellular component (GO): nucleus
Molecular function (GO): DNA-binding transcription factor activity; transcription cis-regulatory region binding
Source: RefSeq, a predicted model, not a curated record